AUGCCAAGUGCAAGAUCUUUGAAAAGGUUCGGUUCGAAAGAGCAGUUGCGGGACUUUCUUGGUGACCUUAUCCAUGCUUUGCGGUCGCAUAUUCCAUGUGUGGUUUUUUUGUUCAAUUCUGGAAAUUUGCAACUGUUUCGUCUGUUUUCAGCUAAAACGUUUUUGAAUGAACUCUUCGGUGAAGAACCGCUUCUCAAAGCGCUUGCUGAGUUUCUGGCUAAGGAGCAUAUCUAUAGUACAAGUGAACCAGUGAUUGAGAAUAAUGAAGCUGUAAGCGAAGAGGAAAAAGAUGAUGCCAAAAGAGUGCAAGCCAGUUUCGGAGCUCUGGAAAUCAGUAAGGUACCAAUACAGGUGAGCUCUUUCGCAUUAUUUGAAGCACAUGUUCAAAACAUUGGCGACAGCCGAAGUGAUGGUAUCUUCAACGCUGCUUCGGCUCGCUUUGUUUUCUGA
Molecule: messenger RNA, 450 nt
Organism: Ostertagia ostertagi
Lineage: Eukaryota; Metazoa; Nematoda; Chromadorea; Rhabditida; Trichostrongylidae
Source: the annotation of a GenBank genome assembly